AUGAAGUUCUCGACUCUUUUCGUUGCUGCCUUCUCUAUCGCCACGGCUUGCGCCUCGGUCCUGCCCCUCAAUGCGAGGACCGAUGUUCCGGCGGAGACCCGCGCCGUUCCCGUCGGCGGCAUCGCCGAUGUCCAGUCUACCAUCACGGGCCUUAAGUCGACGAUUGACAAAGAGCUAGCCGACAUCACCGCCCUCGUUGGCACCGGCAAUCCCAGCGAUGCUGACAUCGCCAAGGCGAAGGACAAGCUCACCAGCCUCAUCUCCCAAGUUGAGGGCACCGUCGGCACCGUGACUCCUGCCAUCGCUGCUAUCGACCCCGCAACCGCGACCAUCAAAGAUGUGGUCGCUCUCGUCAAUGAAGUCCAGGCUCUUGUAGCUGCACUUCAGAAGGCUGUUGGAACUCUUCUCAAAUAUGGAAAUCUCUCGGGCAUCACGGUAUUGGUCAAGACCCUCUUGCAUACUGUAGAUAGCCUCCUCAACAUCGUCGUCAAUCUUGUUUUCCGCGUUCUGGCCACUGUUGGGUUGAACGGCCCUCUCGUUGCCGAGCUUCGCGACGCCGUUAAGGGUCUCCUUAACCUCGCCGUCGGCAUUCUUUCGCCCAUCGUUGUUGCUCUGCUCGGCGCCCUCUUGUAA
Scedosporium apiospermum is the source of this 633-nucleotide messenger RNA. RefSeq lists its product as uncharacterized. Bases 1 to 633 code for a protein of 210 amino acids. The record is from RefSeq and is a predicted model, not a curated record. Lineage: Eukaryota; Fungi; Ascomycota; Sordariomycetes; Microascales; Microascaceae. The transcript is spliced from 3 exons.